UUGAAUUUCAAAAACGACAGAAAUCAAAAAGUUGAAAAUUUAAUUUCCUACAAAGUUGUUAUUUUAACGAAACGGUACACAUUUCCAGAUUUUUCUUGUGGAAAAGUUACAUCUUUUUGACGCAUACACACCAUGUAAUAAGCAUUUUUGGCUUUCAGCGUCGAUAUUAUCAAAAAAACACGUCAGUUUUAAUGACAGCUAAUCAAAUUCCAAAAAUGCCAUAAGGCAUUAUAAUCCAAGAAACUGUAUCGUUAGACCUUAUUUUAUCUUUACUUUUUUAGGCUUUUUUACCGAAAAAAUUCCAGUAACAUGUACAAAACGUGGAAAUAUUAAUGUCCAUUGUACGUACAUACAAAAUUAAUUUGAAAUGCCUUUUUUGACUUUUAACCCGCUUCGGAAUUAUCGUCUCUGGUACAAACUUUUUCAUAGUGCGAUCAGGCCAAAAAUAUUCGAUCCGCUGGCCUUGACAAGCAGGACAACUCAAUUUAUACCAAGCACGAUUUACUUAAUGAAAAAUCAACAAGGGAGAGAAGUAAGCACCGAAAAAAUUACAACACAAGGCAGGGAUGUAACGAUAACCGUUGACGUGACAAAAUUUAAGUUCGAAGAAUUGAAUGUUAUUUUAUCCGGAAACGUCAUUAUAGUAGAAGGACUGCACGAAGAAAAGAUUGACGAUCAAAAAUCUGCCUUUACAUAUUUCAUGAAGCAAUUUCUACUAUCCGACGAUCACGAUUUGGACAAAGUGAAACCGAUUUACGCGAAGAACGGAACACUCAGAAUACUGGCCCCCAAAAGAGGCGAAGCUGGUCAGGAAUUAACUGUGCAAACAAUUAAAUUGGGUCCCCCAAAAAUACUUAAAAUAGAAAAGGAAUAAUUCCCGGUAGAUUAAUUUCUUCGUCAUUCAGUUAACCAAAAUCAUUUUACGAUAAAUAACAUUUCAAAUCAAUACUAUGUCAACGAAUUUUAUUUUUCGUUUGUCCCUAUGCCGAAAAACUAUAGAUGCGAUGCUAUGAAUGUAUGUAAGCAUAUACACAAUGGUCUACAAUAUUUUUUAUAUGUGCCUGGCCUAUUUUUUAUUAAAUAAAUUAUACUAUCUAUAGGAAAUACUGGAGUGUUUUAGAAUUUACAAAAACCUAAUUAGAAAAAGUUGUGAAAUAUUAUUGCCGUUUAUGUACUUUAAGUAAACACUUUUUUCUGGAAUUUUACCUCUUUAAAAUUACCUUAGACAUCUAAUAAAACAUUCGUAAUAAAUCAACGAAAACACCUCUUCCAAACUGAGUAUUUUUUUAAAGCGAGUUAAUGUUUUAACUUUUCGUUUAGAAACGAAAAUUGAAGAUAAAA
Agrilus planipennis (emerald ash borer) is the source of this 1341-nucleotide messenger RNA. RefSeq names its product heat shock protein 23-like. NCBI's taxonomy places the organism in Eukaryota, Metazoa, Arthropoda, Insecta, Coleoptera, Buprestidae. Gene Ontology annotation, molecular function: protein folding chaperone. The transcript has a single exon. Bases 368 to 874 code for a protein of 168 amino acids. Gene Ontology annotation, biological process: response to heat; protein refolding. The record is from RefSeq and is a predicted model, not a curated record.